Aethalodelphis obliquidens (Pacific white-sided dolphin) is the source of this 2312-nucleotide messenger RNA. It is a transcript of the gene NDOR1, whose product is annotated as NADPH dependent diflavin oxidoreductase 1. The record is from RefSeq and is a predicted model, not a curated record. Gene Ontology annotation, cellular component: cytosol. Gene Ontology annotation, molecular function: FMN binding; flavin adenine dinucleotide binding; NADPH-hemoprotein reductase activity. Lineage: Eukaryota; Metazoa; Chordata; Mammalia; Artiodactyla; Delphinidae. The transcript is spliced from 14 exons. Bases 26 to 2110 code for a protein of 694 amino acids.
UUGAGCGCGGGCCAGGGCCCGGCCGAUGGUGCCACCCGCCAGGCUGCGCCGCCACUCCCCACGGGCCUCGCUGGCGCCUGCCGCCGUCGCCGCCGCGGCCAGCGAGAGGCAGAAAGCGACCCCGCCUGCCCCGGCCCUCGGCCCCGGUAUGCAGCCAAUCCCCCGGCCCCCGCCCGGGACCCAGCACUGGCCGCCAGCCGACGACCGCCUUGUUCGGACGCCAUGCCCCGCCGGGCGCGGCCCAAGGGCGUCACUUCCGGCCGACGCCGGAAGUCGGAAGUCCGAGCCGAUCCCGGCCGCCCGGGCCAGCGGGAGCUGCCUGCCGGUCCAGUUUCUGAAUGCAGGGGACCCCGGGGCGCACCCCGAUGCCGAACACGCGGCUUCUGGUGCUCUUCGGCAGCCAGACAGGCACAGCCGAAGAUGUGUCGGAGAGGCUGAGGCGCGAGGCCCGGCGCAGGGAGCUUGGCUGCCGGGUGCAGGCCCUGGACUCCUACCCCGUGGCCAAGGAGAGCCCCCGGACAACAUGAAGAGCUUCUGGAGGUUCAUCUUCCGGAGGAACCUGCCAUCGACCUCCCUCUGUCAGAUGGACUUUGCCGUCCUGGGCCUUGGGGACUCAUCUUACGCCAAGUUCAACUUUGUGGCCAAGAAGCUGCACCGACGGCUGCUGCAGCUUGGGGGCAGCGCCCUCCUGCCCGUGUGCCUGGGCGAUGACCAGCACGAGCUGGGGCCCGACGCCACCAUCGACCCCUGGCUGCACGACCUGUGGGAGAAGGUGCUGGGGCCGCACCCUUUGCCCCUUGACCUCGGCCUGAGCCCGCCCGGAAUCCCCUGGCCCUCCAAGUUCACCCUGAAGUUCCUCCAGGAGGUCCCCAGCACGUGCUCUGAGGAGCUGUGUGUGGCCGGGACAGACCCUCAGGGACCCCCUUCAGAGUUACAGCCCUUCCUGGCACCCAUGGUCACCAAUCAGAGGGUCACCGGCCCCUCACACUUCCAGGAUGUUCGGCUGAUUGAGUUCGACAUCACGGGCUCUGGGGUCAGCUUUGUGGCCGGCGACGUGGUGCUGAUACAGCCCGAGAACACGGCCAGCCACGUCCAGCAGUUCUGUCAGGCACUGGGCCUGGACCCUGACCAGCACUUCACGCUGCAGCCCCGGGAGCCGGGUGUCCCCUGCCCCGCGCGGCUGCCCCAGCCCUGCUCCAUUCAGCGCCUCGUGUCCCAGUACCUGGACAUCGCCAGCGUCCCCCGCCGCUCCUUCUUUGAGCUCUUGGCCUGCCUCUCCUGCCAUGAGCUCGAGCGGGAGAAGCUGCUGGAGUUCAGCUCGGCCCAGGGCCAGGAGGAGCUGUGCGAGUACUGCACCCGGCCCCGCAGGACGGUCCUGGAGGUGCUGUGCGACUUCCCACACACGGCUGGCGCCAUCCCCCCGGACUACCUGUUGGACCUCAUCCCCCUGAUCCGGCCGCGGGCCUUCUCCAUCGCCUCUUCUCUGCUGGCCCACCCCUCGAGGCUGCAGAUUCUCGUGGCAGUGGUGCAGUACCAGACGCGCCUCAAGGAGCCCCGCCGGGGCCUCUGUUCCAACUGGCUGGCGUCUCUGGACCCUGGGCAAGGACCUGUUCGGGUGCCCCUGUGGGUGCGGUCCGGGGGCCUGACGUUCCCAAAGACACCAGACACGCCUGUGAUCAUGGUGGGGCCAGGCACUGGCGUGGCCCCCUUCCGAGCGGCCAUCCAGGAGCGAGUGGCCCAGGGUGAGACCGGAAACGUCUUGUUCUUCGGCUGCCGCCAGCGGGACCAGGACUUCUACUGGGAGGCCGAGUGGAAGGAGCUGCAGACGCGGGGCUGCCUGACUCUCGUCACGGCCUUCUCCCGGGAGCAGGAGCAGAAGGUGUACGUGCAGCACCGGCUCCGGGAGCUCGGGCCGCUGGUGUGGGGGCUGCUGGAUCUCCGGGGCGCUCACUUCUACCUGGCGGGCAACGCCAAGUACAUGCCAGCUGAUGUGUCGGACGCCCUGACGUCCAUCUUCCAGGAGGAGGGCGGGCUCUCCGGCCCCGCCGCGGCCGCCUACCUCGCCAGGCUCCAGCGAACCCUGCGUUUCCAGACCGAGACGUGGGCCUGAGGAGCCGUCCUGCUGUUGGCCACGGCCACUCUGACUUCUGCUCUCUGGAGACCAUUGUUACCUCUCUCCCUGUCCAGUCCCAGCUGGGAGGACAGUCAGCUCUCCUUCCUGCACAGACCCCGAGCAGCGGGAGGAGACCCCCAGGCAGCCCACACCGUACAGCCUGAGUAAUAAAGGAUGGGCUCUGGGCGGCCGCUUCUUA